Molecule: messenger RNA, 1176 nt
Organism: Hibiscus syriacus
Lineage: Eukaryota; Viridiplantae; Streptophyta; Magnoliopsida; Malvales; Malvaceae
Exons: 1
Coding region: 1-1176 (391 amino acids)
Cellular component (GO): intracellular membrane-bounded organelle
Source: RefSeq, a predicted model, not a curated record
AUGAAUCGGCACCAGGUGAUGAAGAGUUCAAUAACAUGCCUUUAUUUUGGACGUCAGAAUGGUUACUUCAGUGGUGGGGAUAAUGUCCUAAGCAAUCGUUCAGUUAUGUACUAUCCCCCGGAAUCAAAAGCAGUCGUUUUCGAAACUCACCACGUAUACGCAACUGAUGUCGAGGAUGUGUUCAAGGUGGAAGGAAACCUGAUCUUCAAAACUUCGUAUUACUACGAACAGAGUUUCAACCGUGGCGGCUCAUUCAUUUCGAGUUCGAGCGAUUCCAGAGAUCGCGGAAUUCUGGACUUCGAUUUUCAUGGCUUCUGGUCUCGAACCACUGGGAAGCUUUGCAUGGUGGGAUCGAGCUAUACUUACUCCGAUGAAGGUAAAUUGCUUCAGCUUGAAGCUGUUCUUAAGAUUAAUAAUCUUAAGAGUUCAAGUAAUAUCAGCACGUUAGUCACAGGGACCAUUGCUAGCUUGAAGUCUGCUAAUGAUCCAAAUUACUUUGAGAAAAUAUCACUGCUGAUGUUUCCUCAAGUGAAUUACGGUUACACAAUUAGCCAAGGGUGUCCCCUGGGAACCGAUGUCCAACCGAAGUUGUCCCUCAGCUUGUCACGAACUCGAACUAUUUGCGAUAUGUUGUCUGGGGGAGAAAAUGCUUUCGAACUGGAGUAUGCAAGUGGCUGUGAUUCUUCAAAGAGUUGCAGUCCAUUUGGAGAUAACAUCGGAUAUUUGCCACCCGUGAUGUCGUUGAGUACGAUUCAAUGCUCAGCAGAUGGGCUAAGCUUGAGGUUUCUGAUAGAAUUUCGGAACAAUAGCUACAGGGGAUAUUAUAUCUGUCCCAACAUCAUCACUUCAUUAAUUGGAGAAGGAACUUGGGAUGCAAAGAGCAAUCGGCUUUGUAUCGCCGCUUGCCGAAUCUAUGAUGCAUCUAGCUCCUUGGAGACGUCUCGUGUCAGAGACUGCACUACACGGUUAAGCUUAAGAUUCCCAGCAGUCUUGUCUAUCAGACGCACAGGUACUGUUGUAGGUGAAAUCUGGAGCCUUAAGAAGAGGAAUGAAGCUGGUUUCUUUGAUAGGAUUGAGUUCCGAAAUACUGGCCAUUAUAGUGGAAAGAUUCAACUUCAAGGUUUGAAGUAUGAAGAUGGACAAGGUGAAGAAAUCUUGUCCAAAGAAGAAUCCUAG